AUGUGCCCCCACCAAAACGGAGACAGUCUCUCUUCCGACCGUUCUGAAAUGGUCGAAGUUCCCUUGGCAAAUGGGGCUUCUGCCAACGGAAAAAGGGGAACAUCGUCGAACCGCAAUGGCCACGCUCAACGUCUCGAAAAAGAGCGCCAAAAUCCUUACGCACCUCGUGCGUCCGACUUUCUCUCAAAUAUAUCUAACUUCAAUAUUAUCGAGAGCACAUUGCGAGAGGGAGAGCAAUUUGCGAAUGCCUUCUUUGAUACCAGAACCAAAAUCGCUAUUGCCAAGGCGCUCGACGCUUUUGGUGUGGAGUACAUAGAACUCACAUCGCCGGCUGCAUCAGAGCAGUCCCGUUCGGACUGUGAAGCCAUUUGCAAGCUUGGUCUCAAGGCCAAGAUUCUGACUCACAUUCGGUGUCAUAUGGAUGACGCUAGAAUUGCCGUUGAGACCGGCGUUGAUGGUGUCGAUGUCGUUAUUGGGACUUCAUCGUUUCUACGAGAGUUCUCCCAUGGAAAGGAUAUGGCGUAUAUCACCAAGACCGCCAUUGAGGUCAUUAACUAUGUCAAGUCCAAGGGAAUCGAAGUCCGAUUCUCCUCAGAGGAUUCUUUCCGGUCAGAUCUAGUUGAUCUUUUAUCGAUAUAUCAGACUGUCGACAAGAUUGGUGUGAACCGUGUUGGUAUUGCGGAUACUGUGGGCUGUGCGAACCCAAGACAAGUCUAUGACCUUGUCAGGACGUUGAGGGGCGUUGUUGGAUGUGACAUUGAAAUCCAUCUGCACAAUGACACUGGGAUGGCCAUUGCCAAUGCCUACACUGCUCUGGAAGCGGGUGCAACACACAUCGAUACUUCCGUUCUUGGAAUCGGUGAACGUGUUGGAAUCACUCCACUAGGUGGUCUCGUGGCCUGCCUUUACGCCGCAAACCCGGAGUAUGUCAAGUCCAAGUAUAACCUCACGAUGCUUCGUGAAAUCGAGAAUUUGGUCGCCGAGGCUGUCGAGGUCAACAUUCCAUUCAUGAACCCCAUUACUGGCUACUGCGCUUUCACGCACAAGGCUGGCAUUCACGCCAAGGCCAUCUUGAACAACCCCAGCACCUAUGAGAUCCUCAAGCCAGAGGACUUUGGUCUGACCAGAUACGUCUCCAUUGGACACCGCCUUACCGGUUGGAAUGCCGUCAAGUCGCGCGUUGAGCAACUCGGUCUUUCACUUACCGACGAAGAGGCAUGUCUUUCAUCUUGGAUCAAAGAUGCCACUUCCAAGAUCAAGGAGCUUGCGGACGUCCGAACACAGUCUAUGGAUGACGUUGAUUCGCUCCUUCGCGUAUAUCAUUCUGGCAUCCAAUCCGGAGAGUUGGCCGUUGGCCAGAAGGAAGCUUUAGAUCGUCUGCUCAGGAAGCAUAGGGAGCAGAGGGAUUCCAGCACUUCAAGGGAACGAAGUGAUUAAAAAACGAGAGCGUUCGCUGCCUCUACCGGAGCCAUGUUGUACUUAUACGUAGUGGAUUGAUAUCUGAGUCAUGGCACAACGUUUGCCGCAAGACUAAAAAAUCUCUUGUUUUUGAGCGGAUUUCAGCAUGCUCCUGAGCACCUAACAAGCCCACCCGAGCCACCGGAGACGAGUAAACAUUUGCCCAAGGAGUAAGUUUCAAGUGACUACGCCAAAUCAGGGACAAAAUAAAGCAUGGUUCGAUCCAAUUAAUACUCGAUGCCUGCAUAUGUAUGUGCAUACGCAGAUAAUAAAUACGUGAAAAAUAUUUGAGGAUAUAUACCGUCGUAGAGACCAAGUAGAAGUGAGUGCGGUGCGAAGGGCGACGGGAUAUACUGCCGAAAGACUAGACGACGCGCUUCUCGCAUCUCGU
Desarmillaria tabescens is the source of this 1849-nucleotide messenger RNA. Its product is annotated as homocitrate synthase. The transcript has 8 exons. Gene Ontology annotation, cellular component: mitochondrion. The coding region runs from base 1 to 1437 and encodes 478 amino acids. Lineage: Eukaryota; Fungi; Basidiomycota; Agaricomycetes; Agaricales; Physalacriaceae. Gene Ontology annotation, molecular function: homocitrate synthase activity. The record is from RefSeq and is a predicted model, not a curated record.